GCCCACAGCUCAUACCUUCUGCCACAGCCAUGGCUCAUUCUCUGGCUCUGAGCCUCCUUAUCCUGGUUCUGACCCUGGGCAUCCCCCAGACCCAAGGCAGUGAUGGAGGGGCUCAGGACUGUUGCCUCAAGUACAGCGUAAGGAAGAUUCCUGCCAAGGUUGUCCACAGCUACCGGAAGCAAGAACCAAGUUUAGGCUGCCCCAUCUCGGCUAUCCUGUUCUCACCCCGGAAGCGCUCUCUGCCAGAGCUAUGCGCAGACCCAAAGGAGACCUGGGUGCAGCAGCUGAUGCAGCGUCUGGACAAGCCACAAGCUCCAGAUCAGGGCUGUAGAAAGGACAGGGGGGCCUCCAAGGCUAGCAAGAAGGGAAAGGGCUCCAGAGGCUGCAAGAGGACUAAGCAGUCACAGACUCCAAAAGGGUCAUAGCCUGGUGACCAGCCUGGAGCUCUGGAGGCCCCCACCAGCCUCACCAGGGCUUGGAGCCCUAACCCAAGGGGCUAGAAGAAAACUCAGGGGCCCUGGAGCAGCCGCCCUACACUAGCCUUCCACACUCCUUCUGCUUCAACCAUCCCAUCUGCAUUCCCAGCCCUACCAUGCAUGGCUGAGUUGCCCACACCAGGCCUGGCCCAGAGAGACAGAGGAGGGAGAGUCUCCCAGGGAGUAUGAGAGGAGACAGCUGGACUGUCCCAUCUAAGGAGAAUCACCCAGGGCCCUGGCCCUGAUCUUGCAUCUCACUGUACCCCCCUUAUUCCCUGUAAAUAUGAUUUAUACUCAACCGAAUAAAAAGCUGUUC
This is a messenger RNA of Carlito syrichta (Philippine tarsier), 792 nucleotides long. RefSeq names its product C-C motif chemokine ligand 21 (gene CCL21). Gene Ontology annotation, biological process: cellular response to interleukin-1; chemokine-mediated signaling pathway; G protein-coupled receptor signaling pathway. The transcript is spliced from 4 exons. Gene Ontology annotation, cellular component: extracellular region. Gene Ontology annotation, molecular function: CCR chemokine receptor binding; chemokine activity. Lineage: Eukaryota; Metazoa; Chordata; Mammalia; Primates; Tarsiidae. The record is from RefSeq and is a predicted model, not a curated record. The coding region runs from base 30 to 425 and encodes 131 amino acids.